Messenger RNA from Gongylonema pulchrum, 571 nucleotides. The record is from the annotation of a GenBank genome assembly. NCBI's taxonomy places the organism in Eukaryota, Metazoa, Nematoda, Chromadorea, Rhabditida, Gongylonematidae.
UGCCAGCCGACUUUUUGAGGACCUUCUGGUUGAUUACAAUAAACUUGUUCGACCAGUGAGGAACAAAACCGAUGCUUUGGUUGUGCAUUUCAAGCUUAAACUAUCCCAGCUUCUUGAUGUGCACGAGAAGAAUCAAAUAAUGACAACGAAUGUCUGGCUACAGCACACAUGGACAGAUACCAAGCUGCAGUGGAAUCCGGACGAAUAUGGAGGCAUCAGUGUGCUGUAUGUCCCCUCCGAUAUGAUCUGGAUACCGGAUAUUGUUCUCUACAAUAAUGCUGAUGGCAACUAUCAGGUGUCAGUUAUGACAAAAGCCAAACUAUCGCCGAACGGUACUGUCGAAUGGGCUCCACCAGCAAUUUAUAAAAGUAUGUGCCAGAUCGAUGUGGAAUGGUUUCCGUUUGAUGAGCAGACUUGCGAAAUGAAAUUCGGUUCUUGGACAUAUGGUGGCCUAGAGGUUGACCUUCAGCACAAAGAUUCGUUUAAUGAAAGAAUGGAAACCGAAAUGACACUGGAUGGUAAUGGAAAACACGUUGAAACAGUAUGGAUCGUUGAUCAAGGCUUGUUUUAA